AAAAAGAAUGUGAAUACUCUCGAAAUUUCGCUUAUUCUUGUAAGCUUAUAAGGGCAAACAUUUCCUUUUACGUCGUUAUCGAAACAAAAUGACGAUAAUAAUUUCGAAAUGAUCAAGAAUUUUCGUAUGACUUUAAUUGUAGUGUCUUCUUGUAUGAGUAUGUAUUUAUCCUCUUAUCGUCACAGCUAUGUCAAUAAUCGACGUAGGUACCAAGAUAAAAUAUGAAUUGCUGAAAAAUAUAACUGAUAAUAUUCGUUUCAGAACUACUAAACGCUCAAUAGAGUUGAACGGUUUCAGCAGUGACAUGUCAAUUCCGUAUUUGCAAUACUCGUGAGUCAUCGCAUUUUUUUAAGAUUAAACUUACGAGUGCUACAUAAAAUCCAAAUAGUAUCAAUGUGUUUAUGCGAAUCUCAAGAAAAUUACAGUACGACAUUACAUUGGGAUUAAAUGAUUAAUUAAUAGUACUACAAAUUCUCUACUGAAAAAGCAAAUGUCACGAUUUUCGUCUUACGCAUAUAUAAAUCGAGUCUUUAUUAGACAUGGGCUCCGUUCAUAUAUAUUAAGAUGUUCAUGCGCGCGAGAGCCAGCGAGCCAGCUCACGUCUACACGCACAACGAUAAAUGAUAAGAGAGUGAAUAAAAGUCAGCAUCUCUUUUCGGAAUCGUGUUAAACGGCACACGGCCUUUCGACCAUCAACGUUGAUUUAUUCAUGUUGAACACAAAUGUAAAUGUAAAGCACAAAAGUGUCAGUGUGUUUAUAGUGUGUGUCUGAUAAGUUUUGUUUUUACUGACUGUUUCAAUUAAAAGUAUGCAUCGUAAUUACUUCAUAUCGCACAAAUUUUAUUUCUUCGCUGUCGGCCAGUUUUUGAUCUGCAACACUAUUUUCAAUGUUAGUGCACAUCCUGGAAUUGACAAUAGUUAUAAAAAUAACUUGCACAGUUAUAUAGAAAAAAAAGAAAAUUUGACCUUGACUUUAGAAGAUAUAUUUCCUAACUACAUUGUUACAAGUGAAUUUUGCGAUGACGAUUCGUGCAAACAAAGCUACGAGGUGGCUAAUUAUCCUUACGAACAGAUUACAGAUGUGUUCCCGGAAGUUUCGAAGCGAUUGUGGGAACACACUGAGACAAGUACGUUUAUCAUAACAAAUCGUGGACGAGAAGAAGACGAGGAUGAACGGACAGAGGUUUUAGCCAACAAUGCCAGUUUUCGGAUGCAAACGUCUGUUAUGGAGCAUGCACCUGAAACAAACGUAUACCAAGUGAAUUUUUCACGGGUUCCGGCUUACGGUUAUUCGGAUACAACGAAGACAAGUAAAUGUAUUGAAGUCCGUCAAACAAUUAUGCCGCUGAAAGGGAAGUCUCAUGGUAGAGAGUAUUAUAUCACAAAUAUUAAAACUUACUCGCAAACACUUACUAUCAUAAAGUGUUUUCGAGUUGGUAUUAACUGUGGAAAUAAAAGUCUAGAUCCCGAAAACAUAACUUUCAAUUGUAAACAAGAAUAUGAAGAUGCCGAGUUGUCAUCUUUUCCGGUUGGUGAAAGUAUCUCAUUAGAAUCUCAUCGAAAGAUACCAUUUAAAGUGCCGAAAGGUUGCACCUGCAGUAUGACUUGGCUAUGAUAAAUAUCUUACGGUGUACUAAAUAAAAGAUUCUUCAAACGGUAUUUGUAGCUCCUGGCAGCUACUAUUUUCAAGUAUAUCUUAGCAAAGUUCGAAUCAAUAAUACGAAUUUUUACUCUCGGAAAAUUGGUUACAAAUACGUUAACAAUAACAAAUUAUAAUUUUAUACAUUUUUUAUUGUUCUCUGGAAAAAGAGUCAACUAAGUUCAUACCCAACCGUUGCUAUCCGUUACGUAAUCGGUAUGAAGAUUUGAUAAAGAGAUGAUUAUUCAAGAAAAAAAUUCUAGAAACAUUUAUUGCAGCUUAUAUAUCUUAUAGGUCUAUAAGUUUAAAAUGUAUAAGUAUUACAACAAAUUAAUUAGUAGAUAUUCCCUAGAAUUUGUUUGGCAAUUGUGAUAUACAUUUUCACCAGUAGCGUUAUAUAAUUUUAUACAAUUAACUCAUUGUAAGAUUGUACAUAUACUAAUUUCAAUUAGAAAUUAUUAUUAUCAUGAUAUAUAUUAUGAUACACACAAAGUAUAAAUAAUUGAAUAAAACAGAUCUAGUAUUUAAGCAAUAAACUCAUGA
Molecule: messenger RNA, 2182 nt
Organism: Phymastichus coffea
Lineage: Eukaryota; Metazoa; Arthropoda; Insecta; Hymenoptera; Eulophidae
Exons: 7
Coding region: 809-1615 (268 amino acids)
Source: RefSeq, a predicted model, not a curated record